Messenger RNA from Nicotiana tabacum (common tobacco), 1744 nucleotides. The record is from RefSeq and is a predicted model, not a curated record. NCBI's taxonomy places the organism in Eukaryota, Viridiplantae, Streptophyta, Magnoliopsida, Solanales, Solanaceae.
UGGUUGCCAUCGGCAUCCCGUUAAAGUAUGUAAGUGCGUAGGAACCCCUUGAUUUUACUCCUUCCGUCUCAUUUCAUGUAACUGGAAAAAAUAACUUUUGAAACUUGUAGAAUGGCUAUAGGACGUUUGUGACUUUUUGUUAUAUACAUUCAUAACAUGUGUAUAUGGCUAUCAAAGUUUGUCAUUAGGGGUAAAAAAAAGUUCAGGUUAAAUUGUUUCCAAAGGGUCAUUCUUUUUCGAACAACCUUAAAGUAAAUAGGGUCACAUAAACUGGAAUGAAGAGAGUAAUUAAAAAGAGAAAUGUAAGAAGAAAUGCUUGUGAUCUGGGAGUACUUUUUCUUUUAAACUAAUGUCUCCCAUUUUCUUGGUUUGAAAAACUAAGAUUAGUCUUUUUUGCCUCUAUUGUACAGAUAUUUAUGUUGGCUGUUUAAAAGUGAAUGGUUGAAACAGUGAUUAGUCGUUGUAUGUGGUUAUCUGGCUGAAACAAGAUUAACUGCAUUGUUUAUUUUGGGUUUUUUGUUUCUUGGAAAUUGAAUUUGAUUGGAUGGAGAAAGCUGGAAUGCAGGAUUGGGAUUUAAUGUAUGAUUUUUGUCGUCUAAAUAGAAAGAAGAAGAAGUAUGAUAGGGAAGGUACUGGGCUUGGGGAUCAUAAAACACUGGAAAGAUGUGUUCUUGUGGAUCAAGAUAAUGCCGGGUUAUCAACAAAGGAGGCUGACGCGGGAGCUGCCUAUGAUAGGGAGAAUUCUAGUUGUAGUGAUGUUGAAGCUGACCCGCAAUAUAUGACUUUCUUGGCUAACACUAAGCCAGAUGGAACGUCAUAUGUUCUUAAAGCUAGUGAUCAGAAUGGGUUGCCCGUGUCCCUGAAGUAUGAGAAAGAGGACGGAUCUGAUGAUGAGCACGAAUAUGAUUGUCAGAGGAACCUAACAAAUGAUAGGGAGUGGGAGAUUCAUGGAGUUGGAAAGGAUCAGGAUAGUGUUAGGGAAAAGUACAAAUUAGGGAGUUCAAAAUCUCUAGACACUUACGCGAGAAAGAAUAGGAAUACCUCCGUAGUUGAGAAGCAUAAGAUGAAAGAUGGGAUCUUGAGUCAGAGGCAAAGGAGGGAAGAUAGGGACUUAGGUAACAGAAAGCACAGUACUGAUGUGAAGAUUGUACCUGGUAAGGAGCAGAAGACACAGAAUGGUGGCAAAUUCAUGGACGUGAGAGUAAAGACAGAACCAAAAGAAGAUUCUGAUUCUCUCAAGGAGGAGAUCCCCCAAAGUGAAGUAGAAAUUGUUCAGAACGUUGAUGCAGAGUUAGGCAUGGGCAGUAGCUCUAACCCCUUUGUAUUUUCUGUGGAACAUAGCGAGAAUCUGGAGGAUCCCAGUCAGCCUAUCAGCAACCCAAAUGCGUCAAUUAUAGAUUCUGGCUACAGGAAGGAGGUUCUGAAUUUAUUGAUGAGGCCCUAUGAUGAUGAGGAGUAUCAGAAGCUUUGGAAAGAUAUUAAGAUGCCAUGUAGCUCAAUAAAUAGACGUGGAACAUCCCUUCUAUCACUCCAUAAAGGUGUCAAUCGAGAAAUCAAAAGGACCAAUCAUGACAAAGAUAAAAAGUUGAAUAUUAUGCGUGGGUUUUUCUUUUGGUUAGAGGUGAGGGCUACCUCUUCUUGGAUGUCCUUGCAUCUAACUCGGGAAGAUGCGUUCAUGCCUUGGGAGGAUGCAGAAUGUCUCCGAACAAUGCCUGGAUCUUCCUAGAAGUUGUUGUUACUUUUU